Messenger RNA from Zingiber officinale, 1191 nucleotides. RefSeq lists its product as uncharacterized. The transcript has 5 exons. The record is from RefSeq and is a predicted model, not a curated record. NCBI's taxonomy places the organism in Eukaryota, Viridiplantae, Streptophyta, Magnoliopsida, Zingiberales, Zingiberaceae. The coding region runs from base 132 to 1070 and encodes 312 amino acids.
ACGGGAACUUCCAAACGAUUCCAAGCCCUCCUUAAAUUCACUGGACGCUGGACCUCUUCCACUAGCCGUUGCACUCGCAUCACGCCGCUCUCUCCAUCUCCGUCUCUUCUCCUAUCGUCGUCUGGCUCCUGAUGGAGGCCUCCGCAGCUCCGGCGACCAGCCCUUCGUCCGACGAGCGCCUGUGGGCAGGCCUCCGAGAUCGCGUCGACUCCAUCCUCCAGAAUCGGGAUCCCAAGAUCCAGCUUUCGAUUUCGUCUUGCUGUAAGAUGGAAUCGGAGUGCGGCAAGAGGUUAAGGGAAGGAUCCGAGCUUCUGAUGAGAGGAUUCGAUUCGGUGUCUUCCAGUUUGACGCAUCUUUCCAGCACCCUGAACUCCACCCGGCAGAGAGUGAUUGAUCUAACUAAGUAUUCAGCACCAGAUGUCCUACACGAAGAAAGUAAUAAUGCAGAUGAAGAAGUGCCAAAACCCAAGAGACAUUGUGUUUCUGAGGAGACCCGAAACAAGGAUGAAGUUGGUUCCUGUGAUGAACAUGAUUCACCUGUAACUAAAACUUCUACAGAAAGUGACAAGGUGGCAGAUUCGAGUAAGGGAGAUGAAAAGAUUGCUGUUGCUGCAUCACCAAGUGAAGUGCUGAAAAAAAAUAAAACUCUUGCCGUUAUGAUGGCUACCAAAGCAUCAUACCUGUCAAGGGAACUCAAAAGCAUAAAAUCAGAGUUCGGUUUCAUGCAGGAAAGAUGCAAUCUACUUGAAGAAGAGAAUAGGAGGCUUCAUGAUGUUAUUGAUAAAGGUGAUAGAGCAGAAGAAGAUGACUUGGUGAGACUUCAACUGGAAGCUCUGUUGGCUGAGAAGUCCAGAUUAGCAAACGAAAAUGCCUGUCUAAUGAGAGAGAACCAGUGCCUUCAUGAGCUUGUGGAGUAUCACCAAUUAACAUAUGAUCUAUCAGCAUCAUAUGAACAAGCUAUCAAUGGGAUGUGUCUAGAUUUUGGUUACUUGGAUGAUGAGCAUGACUGUGAUGAAAGUGAAGUUCUGGCUACACCAUCAACCAGCAAAUUAGGACUAACUUCACCAUAAUUAUUACCAUACUGCGUGGAAAUUGUUAUUUCCAUCACAAUUAUGUCAUGAUGGUUGCUUAUCUUCAAAUGCCUGUCGUCGAUAGAACAUGAAAUUAUGUUAACGCAAAUGCUUGAUACCA